AGCUCUGAGUCUUGUAUUUUCUGCUGCUGAAUAUUGUGCACCUGUGUGGCUAAACAGUCCUCACACACACAGAAUAGAUGCCCAACUCAACAAUACAAUGAGAAUGAUUAGUGGAGUCAUCAAAUCAACACCUACUGAAUGGCUUCCAGUUCUAAGCCACAUACCACCACCAAACCUGCGUCGUAAAAAUGCUCUCAUCAGAGAAUUUGAAAAAAUUUCAAAUAACCCAGACCUGAGAAUACAUGAGGAUAUUGAAAAUGCAAAUAAAACCCGCUUGCGAUCAAGAAAGCCACCAACAAAAACCGCAAUCGAUACUGCUACAGAACAGAACUUCAAUUUGCUUAGUGCAUGGCAGCAGGAAUGGACUAUGAAGCAGCGAGAUCAAAUCCCAUGGUUCUCCCAAAAGCCACCAGGUUUUGGCUUACCAAGGAAAGCUUGGUCGACUCUAAACAGAAUUAGAACCAAGCACGGUCGAUGUGGUGACUUGUUGUAUAAAUGGGGCAAAAUACCAUCGCCCUCCUGUGAAUGUGGGGAAAAACAAACAAUUGACCAUAUAGUGAAAGAGUGUGCAAUCACAGCCUUCAGAGGAGGAACAGAAGAAGAUUUCUUGAUGGCAACUCCAGAGUCAAUAGCUUACUUAAACGGACUGGAUAUAUGACAAGGGAUUAUUCCAAUGAUGAUCCUGAAAAUGGAAUGGAUACUGAUUGAUACGUCUUGAAAGCCAUACGCUAAAUAAUA
Nilaparvata lugens (brown planthopper) is the source of this 738-nucleotide messenger RNA. RefSeq lists its product as uncharacterized. The transcript has 2 exons. The coding region runs from base 98 to 658 and encodes 186 amino acids. Lineage: Eukaryota; Metazoa; Arthropoda; Insecta; Hemiptera; Delphacidae. The record is from RefSeq and is a predicted model, not a curated record.